AUGAGAACACCCUCCCCCGAUAAAAGAGAUCGCGAGUCCUCUUCCUCUAUCGAGAUGACACCCUCACCCGGCUCUACCACCACCGAAUCUACGACCAGCCAACCUUCGCAUACCGGGUCUACAACCGACGAUUCUAUAAUCCACUCCUCUCCAACCAGCAACGUUUCAUCCACGGGGUCGACAGUUCUCGGAUCUACACCGUCUGAAUCCACAGACAACGAAGCCUCAGACAGCCAGUAUUCCGAAUCCGAAUCCGAAUCCACAAUGACUGGAGGCCGUACAGAUGCACAAUGGUGGGAACUUCGCGAGGGUUGGAUCUUGCAUCGCUACAAAGAGAAGACGGCGUUUACGUGCCAUCAGUGUAACAAGAAGAAAACGGAUAUUCUUGUGGCGAUGAAGCCGGAGAAGAAUUGGGAUAACAUGUGUUGCAAUGCUUGUUUUUGCAUGAAAAUUGGGCAGGACUCAGAUGAAUGGAACUUGAUACAUGUAGAUGGAGUCGAUCAUAUUUGGUAG
This is a messenger RNA of Alternaria arborescens, 513 nucleotides long. RefSeq lists its product as hypothetical. NCBI's taxonomy places the organism in Eukaryota, Fungi, Ascomycota, Dothideomycetes, Pleosporales, Pleosporaceae. The transcript has a single exon. The coding region runs from base 1 to 513 and encodes 170 amino acids. The record is from RefSeq and is a predicted model, not a curated record.